ACAAUUUAUUUUCUAAUUUUUGUCACAUUCUUCCCAAAACUGUGAACUGUUUUUAAUAUGGAAAGAGAAAGUAAAUAUCUACAGAGCAUUCUACACCAAAGCAAUGCCUGAAUAGUUUGUUAUGCUGACAUGCAUCACAGUCGAGCUUUACCAAUCAGCCAUUCCCUUUUAUCUUUCUGUAGGAUGUUAUUUUCCUCACUCCUGUCCCCAUCUACCUUGGCUUUACUUCAUCUUUAUCAGAUUGGCAUUAAAGAGUGAAAUGGUUAGAGGUAAUAAUUAGCGAGGUAAAUAACCGCAAUCUCUCCGACCUUGACUCAUAAAUUGAUUAGAUGGCACAUCAUCAACACUUUGUUCUGCUGUUGAAAGAAAAAGAGCAGCAGCUUUAGGGUGUAAAUGAGUCUGCAGUUGGAGCCAUGAUGUUCAGGUGGAUGAUUCUGCUGUUCUCUGUGGGUCUGACUGCAGCAAAACUGUCAGAUGAAACAGAAACUGAUGUUGAUCAGGGCCAAGACUGGGACAUCUUUGACAUCAACAAAGCCACUGGCCUGGACCUUCUUGAGGGGGAUAUCGAGGAAGAUGAAUUCCUGAGCAGAAACUCCAUCAUCGGUGACGAGUAUCGCUGGCCAACAACCAUACCCUACUAUCUGGAGGACAGUCUGGAUAUUAAUGCAAAGGGUGUCAUUCUGAAGGCGUUUGAUCAGUACAGACUAAAGACCUGCAUUGACUUCACACCAUGGAAAGGAGAGGAAAACUACAUAUCUGUGUUCAAAGGCAGCGGAUGCUACUCCUCAGUAGGAAACCGGCGUGUUGGAAAGCAGCAGCUGUCCAUUGGUAAUAACUGUGACCGACUGGGCACGGUGGAGCACGAGUUCCUACAUGCUCUGGGUUUCUGGCAUGAGCAAUCCCGAGCAGACCGCGACGACUACGUCGAUAUCAUCUGGGAUCAAAUUGAAUCCGGUAAGGAGCACAAUUUCAACACGUAUGACGACAGUGUGUCCAGCGCUUUGGGCGUUCCAUAUGACUACGGCUCCGUGAUGCACUACAGCAAGACGUCCUUUAACAUCGACUCUGAGCCCACCAUCGUCACCAAGAUCCCACAGUUCAUGGAUGUGAUUGGUCAGAGGAUGGGAUUCAGCGCCAGCGACCUAACCAAGCUCCGCCUCCUCUAUAACUGCACUAAAUCCUCCACCUUUGUGGACAGCUGUGACUUCGAGGAGGAGAACAUUUGUGGGAUGAUUCAGGGAUCCAGCAAAGCCACGUGGGAACGCCGCAGCUCUGCAAUCGGAGGCCCUCAGAACGACUUCACCAACAUGGGACAAUGCAAAGGGAAAGGCUACUUCAUGCAUCUCAGCACAGAAUCCAUUGGACCGGGUCAGAGCGCUUCCCUGGAGAGUCGCUGGCUUCACCCUAAAGCUGGAGCUCAGUGUCUGCAGUUCUUCCUCCACAACACAGGAGCAGCUGAUGAUGUUCUGAAUAUCUGGGUCAAAGAGUUCGACUCGGCCAACCCCAGCGGUAAACUCAAGCUCUUCAAGAGCAUCUCAGGCGGCGACAUGGGCUCCUGGGAGCUGAUCAACGUCAACCUGAACGUGACCCGAAAGGCCCGGGUGGUUUUUGAGGGGGUGAGGGGUGAAGGUCCUUCAAAGGGAGGUUUCUCUGUGGAUGAUAUCAACCUGUCAUCCGCUAAAUGUCCUCAGCACGUCUGGCACAUCCGUAACAUGACCCACCUGCUGGCCACCACACCACCGGGGAGCAAGCUGUACAGCCCCCCCUUCCUGUCGCCAUCCGGUUACUCCUUCCAGCUGGGCGUGUACCUGAACGGUCAGAGCAGCCGUCCCGGCUACAUGGCCACCUACCUCCACCUGACCUCAGGCCCCAAUGAUCACAACCUGAAGUGGCCGUGUCCAUGGCAACAGGCAACCAUGGCCCUGAUGGAUCAGCAGUCUGACAUCAGACAGCAGAUGAACAUGCACCGUAUGGUGACCACUGACCCCAACAAGAUGUCGUCCGACGGUACUGAGUUCUACUGGGACGACCCCAGGAAGGUGGGCUCUAAGGUGACCGCGUCAGACGGCGGCUCUUAUUACCGAGGCCCCGGCUACGGGACCAGCACCUUCAUCACACACAGCCGACUGAUGAGCAGGAGCUUCAUCAAAGGAGAUGACUCCUUCUUCCUUCUCAGCCUGGAAGGUGGGGUGAAAGUCAAAGUGUCUGAAAGUGGAACAUUAGGCUCUAAGUUUCAGUAA
This is a messenger RNA of Cyprinodon variegatus (sheepshead minnow), 2240 nucleotides long. RefSeq names its product meprin A subunit beta-like (gene mep1ba). The transcript is spliced from 13 exons. Gene Ontology annotation, molecular function: metalloendopeptidase activity; protein binding; zinc ion binding. Bases 414 to 2240 code for a protein of 608 amino acids. The record is from RefSeq and is a predicted model, not a curated record. Gene Ontology annotation, cellular component: membrane. NCBI's taxonomy places the organism in Eukaryota, Metazoa, Chordata, Actinopteri, Cyprinodontiformes, Cyprinodontidae. Gene Ontology annotation, biological process: proteolysis.